CUCUCUCUGCUUUAAAGUCUGAGCCAGGCUCCGGGCUCACAUGGUGCUUCCUGCAUGGAAGAAUGGAGCGCGCCCAGCUGCUGCCUGACCGCCGCUGCCCAGCCCCAACUUCCCGGGGCACGGACUGAAAGCCUGCGCCAGCCCGCCGGUUCCUGCCAUGGCUUGGCCCUGGCUGCUGCCCGCCUGAAGAGCCAGGGAGAGCCCCCGGCCCCCGGCCCCGCUUCUCCUCCGGCGGCUGCAAAGGGGGGACUGAAGUUCUAGGCUCCCUCCCGCGCCCCCCCCCUCCCGCAGCCUCGGCGCUGCUGCUCCAGGCCCGGCGCUUGCUGCGUGCGGGGCUUUGCGCUCCGGCGGGUGUGGGUUCCCCGGGGUCUCCGCUCCCCGCUCGGCUGGGGGGAGGGGGGGGGGUGUGCGUUUGGCGGGCGGCCGGGGCGGGGGUGGGGGCAAAGCGCCAACUUCUUUGCAACAAGUUCCAGCCCCUCGCCCCCUUUCGAUGCGCGCCUUUGGACAUGCGGAGGCUACUGCAACCGUGUUGGUGGAUCUUCUUCGUGAAAAUCGCCAGCGCCGUGCUCCAGUAUGUGGUGUGCUUCCCCGCUCUGACUGAAGGGUACGUUGGCGCACUGCAUGAAAACAGACAUGGUAGUUCUGUGCAAAUACGGCGGCGUAAGGCCUCGGGGGAUUCUUACUGGGCUUACUCAGGUACUUAUGGUCCUGAGCACUGGGUUACUUCAAGUGUGGACUGUGGAGGCACUCACCAGUCUCCAAUAAACAUCAUAGACCAUCAGGCACGUGUGGGAGAUGAAUAUCAAGAAUUACAGCUUGAUGGUUUCGACAACGAAUCCUCUAACAAGACAUGGAUGAAAAACACUGGGAAAACUGUCGCUAUCCUUCUGAAGGACGAUUAUUUCAUCAGCGGUGCUGGGCUGCCAGGUAGAUUCAAAGCAGAAAAAGUGGAAUUUCAUUGGGGUCAGAGCAAUGGAUCCGCUGGCUCUGAGCACAGCAUCAACGGCAAGAGAUUCCCUGUUGAGAUGCAGAUUUACUUCUACAAUCCUGACGACUUUGACAGUUUUGGAGCAGCAAUUUUAGAAAAUCGGAUAAUAGGAGCCAUAGCUGUGUUUUUUCAAGUCAGUCAGAGGGACAAUCCAGCACUGGAUCCUAUUAUCCAUGGGUUGAAGGGUGUCGUACAUCAUGAGAAAGAGACCUUUCUGGAUCCCUUUGUGCUGAGAGACCUUCUGCCGACAUCACUGGGAAGUUAUUAUCGCUAUACAGGUUCUCUGACAACUCCACCGUGUAGCGAGAUUGUGGAAUGGAUAGUUUUUCGCAGGCCUGUUUCUAUUUCUUAUCACCAGCUGGAGGCGUUCUAUUCCAUAUUUACCACAGAACAGCAAGAUCAUGUCAAGUCUGUGGAGUAUCUGAGGAAUAACUUCCGACCGCAGCAGAGUCUGAAUGACAGGGUGGUGUCCAAGUCUGCUGUGAAAGAUGCUUGGAGCCAAGAUGUGAUGGACAUCUUAGAAAAUCCAUUUGGCACAGAAGCUUCCAAAGUUUGCAGUACUCCCCCGGUCAACAUGAAAGUGCAGCCUGUGAACAGAACAGCUUUGCUAGUAACUUGGAACCAACCAGAGAUCAUCUACCACCCUCCCAUUAUGAACUACAUGAUCUCCUACAGCUGGACUAAAAAUGAAGAUGAAAAAGAGAAGACUUUCACCAAGGACAGUGACAAGGACCUGAAAGCCAUCAUUAGCCAUGUCUCACCUGACAUCCUUUAUCUGUUCAGAGUUCAAGCAGUUUGCCGAAAUGACAUGCGUAGUGACUUUAGCCAGACAAUGCUCUUUCAAGCUAACACUACUCGAAUAUUCGAGGGGACCAGAAUUGUUAAAACAGGAGUGAAUAAUGGGCAGAAUGGAGUGUUUGGAAAGAAAAAGAAAACAAAAGGAAAAAAGAGCCAAGGUAGCAUAUCAGGUACCCCUACUGACACUCUCUCUGGUGUGUUUUCUUCCCUUGUCCCCUCUGGUGGUGUCUUCAAGCCUACAGCUUCUCCUGCUUCUUCAGCUGACAUGGCUCCCAUCAGUUCUGGAUCUUCUACCUGGACUUCUUCUGGUCUUCCUUUCUCCUUUGUUUCAAUGGCAACUGGAAUGGGACCUUCAUCCAGUGGAAGCCAAGCAACAGUGGCCUCCGUGGUGACCAGCACGUUGCUUGCCGGCCUUGGGUUUAGUGGUGGCGGUAUUUCCUCCUUUCCUAGCACUGUGUGGCCAACCCGCCUUCCUAGUGCUGCUUCUACUAGCAAACAGUCAGUUAGGCCAGUGCUUACAACUCCUGAGGCUUUAUCUUCUCCAGGACCAGACAGUGAUUCCGCUCUGACAAAAGACAAUGACGGAGCAGAGGAAGGAGAAAAGGAUGAGAAGAAUGAAAGUGAGGAUGGCGAAAGGGAACAUGAUGAAGAGGGUGAAAAGGAUUCAGAAAAGAAAGAGAAGAGUGCAGUGACAGAGGCUGCCGAGGUACAAAAUAACACUGAGACCACACUAACGACCAUUUCCCCUAAUAGAACUGUAGAGGAGGAAGGAAAUAAAACCAUACCUGGUCAAGAGCAAAACAUUUUCCCAACAGAUAAGAGUCCUGAAGAAGAGAGGGUUACUGAAACAGACACUCAGCCCCAACCUCUGCCCUCCACCCAAGUGCCACCAGCAUUCACAAAUGAACAUUAUGUAGGGCAAAUCCCAAAGGGACCAGAGACAACAUCAAGAAAAGCUUUUCCCAACAACCGCAGGUUUCCAGAAGAAAAUCCAUCUGAUAACAGAUUUAUCACCAUUAACCCAGCAGACAAGAAUAGCUCCAGUAUGGCAACCAGACCUUCUCCUGGCAAAAUGGAAUGGAUCAUCCCUCUGAUUGUGGUGUCAGCUCUGACCUUUGUGUGCCUCAUUCUUCUUCUUGCUGUGCUGGUUUACUGGAGAGAGUGUAACAAAAUAAAGUCCAAGGGCUUACCCCGACGUUUCCAUGAAGUGCCACCUUCUGGGGAGAGAACAGAGAAGGGGAGCAGAAAGUGUUUUCAGACAGCUCAUUUCUAUGUGGAAGACAGCAGCUCACCUCGAGUGGUCCCUAAUGAGAGUAUUCCCAUUAUACCUAUCCCAGAUGAUAUGGAAGCCAUUCCUGUCAAACAGUUUGUUAAACAUAUUAGUGAGCUGUAUUCUAAUAACCAACAUGGCUUCUCAGAAGACUUUGAGGAAGUGCAACGCUGUACAGCCGACAUGAACAUCACAGCAGAACAUUCCAAUCACCCAGAUAACAAGCACAAGAACAGAUACAUCAACAUUUUAGCAUAUGAUCACAGUAGGGUGAAACUAAGGCCUUCUCCAGGAAAAGAUUCUAAGCACAGUGACUACAUUAAUGCUAAUUAUGUUGAUGGUUACAACAAAGCAAAAGCCUAUAUUGCCACCCAGGGACCUUUAAAGUCUACAUUUGAAGAUUUCUGGAGAAUGAUUUGGGAACAAAAUACUGGAAUCAUUAUCAUGAUUACAAACCUCGUGGAAAAAGGAAGAAGAAAAUGUGAUCAGUACUGGCCAACAGAGAAUAGCGAGGAAUACGGCAACAUUAUAGUCACAUUGAAGAGCACAAAGGUACAUGCCUGCUACACUGUCCGCCGUUUCACAGUCAGGAACACAAAAAUGAAAAAGGGUCAGAAAGGAAACCCCAAAGGGCGACAGAAUGAGCGAAUGGUUAUUCAGUAUCACUAUACACAGUGGCCUGACAUGGGAGUGCCAGAAUACGCGCUGCCUGUGCUAACCUUUGUGAGGAGAUCUUCAGCCGCCAGGACCCCGGAAAUGGGACCGGUGCUUGUACACUGCAGUGCUGGUGUGGGCAGAACGGGGACCUACAUUGUGAUAGACAGCAUGCUGCAGCAGAUAAAAGACAAAAGCACAGUUAACGUCCUGGGUUUCCUGAAACAUAUCAGGACACAGCGCAACUACCUCGUUCAGACAGAGGAGCAGUACAUUUUUAUUCAUGAUGCCUUGCUGGAAGCCAUCCUUGGGAAGGAGACUGAAGUAUCUGCAAACCAGCUGCAUAGUUAUGUUAACACCAUUCUUAUACCUGGAAUAGGAGGAAAAACACGACUAGAGAAACAAUUCAAGCUGGUUACACAGUGUAAUGCAAAAUAUGUGGAAUGCUUCAGUGCUCAGAAAGACUGCAACAAAGAGAAGAACAGAAACUCAUCAGUUGUGCCAUCUGAACGUGCUAGGGUGGGUCUCGCGCCACUGCCUGGAAUGAAGGGAACUGAUUACAUUAAUGCCUCUUAUAUCAUGGGUUACUACAGGAGCAAUGAGUUCAUCAUAACCCAGCAUCCUCUUCCACAUACAACUAAAGACUUUUGGCGAAUGAUCUGGGAUCACAAUGCACAGAUCAUUGUCAUGCUGCCAGACAACCAGAGCUUGGCAGAAGACGAGUUUGUAUACUGGCCAAGUCGCGAGGAAUCCAUGAACUGUGAGGCCUUUACCGUGACCCUAAUCAGCAAAGACAGACUGUGCCUCUCUAAUGAAGAGCAAAUUAUCAUCCAUGACUUUAUCCUUGAAGCGACCCAGGAUGACUACGUUCUGGAAGUACGCCACUUUCAGUGUCCCAAAUGGCCAAACCCAGAUGCCCCUAUAAGCAGUACCUUUGAACUUAUCAAUGUAAUCAAGGAAGAGGCCUUAACAAGGGAUGGCCCCACCAUUGUUCAUGAUGAGUAUGGAGCUGUGUCAGCCGGAACGCUGUGUGCCCUGACCACCCUGUCCCAACAACUGGAGAAUGAAAAUGCUGUCGAUGUUUUCCAAGUGGCAAAGAUGAUCAAUCUUAUGCGGCCUGGAGUAUUUACAGACAUUGAACAGUACCAGUUUCUUUAUAAAGCAAUGCUAAGCUUGGUGAGCACUAAGGAAAAUGGAAAUGGUCCCAUGACACUGGACAAAAAUGGCGCUGUGAUGGUCAGUGAUGAACCGGAUCCUGCAGAAAGUAUGGAGUCUCUUGUCUAAUUGGAAUCUUGAAAAGGCACUUCAUUUGUAGAACUUCUGAAGACGGAGUGAACUUUUUUGCGGCCUUUUUUGCCAGACUCUAGGUUAUACAAUAACCCAAUUACUUUUUUACACUGAUAAAAGUUUUUAUAUUUAUUUUUUGCCAUUUUAUGUCUUAAUGGUAGCCUACUGAGCAUUCGCACCUCUGUUUCUUUCACACAGUGCACCGCCAUUUUCUCUAGUUUGCACUAUAUGAUCAGUGUUACUGCCUAUAAUACUCUACUACAAAAGCAAGCCCUGACAUUCCAUGACAGCAAACGUGCUACUUUUUAGUUUAAAUGCAGUGAAGUUUUGUUAACUACAGUGACCCUUGAAUCUUAAAUCUUGAAUGCUAGACCAUAUAGAUUCUUUCUACAAGAAAUACUGUACCCCUUCAGACUCCUAAUAUUUAUUGCUUUAAUUUUAAUUGUUGUAGGUCUUCUGUAUUCCAGUUCAGUGGAUAAGCAAUAGUCAUCCUUUCUUGAUAAAAUGUGGCAGGUGAUUACUAGCUACAGUGAAGGUAUAAUAGCCUCAUGGAGCUGAAACAAUUGCUUUUGGAUUGUUUCAGAUUCUGCUUUUGUAUACUUUGAGGCCUAAGAAUUGCUUCACAUGGAACAUAUAAAAUUACAUUAAAAAAACGUAUAGAACAACUCAUACCUGGGACACAGUCACGGAUUUUGACAUUACAGCUUCAAAGCUUCCCCACUUAUUUAGAAUAAAAAUGUCAAUUUUAGAUUUUAAAACCACCAUAUGGGAAAGUGUGUUAUUUUUUAUUUUCAUCAUAGCCAAUUCAAUGAAAACUCUGCUACAAUCUAAAAUAGGUCUGUUUUCAGACACAUGAAGGUAGCAAUAUUUUACAUUACUAUUCAAUCUUUUAAACACAUUAAUUUCCUUACUAUUUCUUGAACAGGACCUCACACCUAAUGGUAUGUCACAUGGCGAAGACAGGCGUUUCUUAAUUUCAUAAUUGUUAGAUGCCAUUUUUACAGGUGUGUAAUUUUCAUAUUUUAGUGCUAAAACAUAAAGUACUGAUCCAUAUUUACUGGUGAAGCAAACUAAUAAAAAUAACUACCUAUAAAAGUACAUUCUUACUCUUUUAUUUUUUGCCAAACUAAUUAUUUAGUACAAACCUCUUGAUUCCAUUCUCCCUCCCACAUCAAUCAAACAUUUUCCCUAAAUUACGUUAUUUAAACAGUGUUGUUAUCUUGAGCACUUGGUGUAAUCCCUCAUUGUUUCCCUAAUCCUGUGCAUUUUGAUCCCAGUUGGGCAAAGUACUUAAGUCCAUCCCUAUCUAUCAAAACCCUUAAGCAACUGCUUAAAGCUAAGCACGUCCAUAACAGCUUUGCUAAAUAGGUAUGGUUUGCUCUAAAAUUGGAUGUGUUAAUUUGACAGUUUGGAUGUUUGGUGUAGAUUUAAAGGCAUUAUCCCUUAUAUAGAGAUUUAUUUUCAUUAGUUUUAAAUUCAAAACCAAACAAAAAGGGCACUGUAAUGUUUCAGGACUUGCUGCCAAAAUAGUACAGCAUAUUUUUCACUUAAAUGUAAAACCAUGUUUUUUUUCCUGUUUUCAAUACACCCUCACUUGGAUGUAAGCAUCUGACAGGCAAACCCACUUCUUUGGUUGAAUUAUUAAUUUGGGUUUCUGGCAUGUUAGAGAUAAGCUAGUGAUUCUGUGCAUUUUCAUAUGAAAGGACAUUUAAGUGAACUUCAGUUGGUGUAAAUCAGUGUAGAUUAACUGAUCUGAAUGCAGCUAUGCUACGUUAUACAGGCAGAGCAGCUGGCCCUUUAUUUUUAAUGAUGGAAAGAUUUCUUCAUGCUGACAGACCUGGUUCAUCUAGUUUUCUAAGCAUUUGAAAGAUUUCACCAGUAACAACUAUGUCGUUACCUUGAAUUUAUCUGAAUUUAUUUAACCUCGAUACUAUUGGUCCAAAAUAGUGCAGAUACCGCACAGUGAUGCAUAAAACGUUCGUGUUUUCUAUCAGAAAAUCCCAUGUCCAGCACCAAGGAACUGAUUCGAAUAAAAAAAUGUCAAGAUGACUCAGAAUAACCCUUCGAGGCUAGUGCUGUGGAGCACCCAUCAAUAGCUAGCAUUAGGCAGCUCAGCACUCAGGGGUCAGCCAGUCUAAUCUGCUAAGAGUUCAGAUUGGCUUUCCAAUCUCUUCAAUAACAGGAAUCCUUCAAGCACAUUUCAAGUAUUCCUGUCCGCACUGCUUAGGCUGGGGCUGAGAGCCUUCCAAGCGAAUUAAUUCGCCAAUCUGUGCUGGUGCCGGACGCUUAACCGGGAAAUUCCAGCUCUUGGCACGGAAGGUCUGAUCAGCUCACAUCUGAAAGAUUUGAGUUCCUGGGGGGGAUAUAAUUCAGGUCCUGGCAAGAACAAAGUUCAGUCCAUUUAGUAAUAAGUUACUCUUCAUUUCAGUAUGGUUUGGGGGAGGCAGUAGCACAGUGUAAGUGGACUGUUUUAAUGAGACACUGCCUGGCUCUUCUUGGGCUGAUUCCUUACAUUUAUGCCAUUUUUUUUUAAAGUCAAAUGAGAUAUGGGAACAGGGUUGAAUGUUGAUGAAUGUUUUUGAAACCCUUGCAUUUGUAUUAGCAUUCUCCCAUACCUGAAACACUUACACAGAGCUUUACCUAUGGGGAAAUAACUCUGAUGGAUGUCUUGACUUUUCCCUUGCUUUUUUUUCUCAUGGGAAUCAAGAAGUGUAUUACUAUUAUGUUCAACUGUGAAAUAGCCAGCAGGAUGGCAAUGUCAUGUUGUCCGUGAGGGUGGGUGGGGAUAGGAGUUCCACGCAAAGGUCAGAAAUAAGAGUGCAUGGGCCAGAUUCAUUCAUUCAAGCAGCUGCAAUUCUACUGACUUAAAAAGAUUUGCACCUGUUUCCCUGGGGCUGCAUGUGACUGAACAUAUGUUUAAAAGAUCCUUACUCAUAGAGGUAUGCUGAGAUGCUGGCAUUUGUCUGUCUCACCAAAAUCAAGUCCCACGCAUGCAGGGCAACAAACUGGCACAUUCUUGCUGUCACCACUCUGCCCUACACACAUUGUGAUGACAUUUCAAUCGUUAUUACAAUAUAGUUGUGAUGCCUUUCACACAUUGAAAAUUCUCGAAGGAUGUGCAAGUCUGCAAAUUAGGAAGAACUUAAGCCUUGCUUGGCUGUAAACAAUGGUCCUCGCCACUUGUGCUCCAGGAGAAAGGGGAAUAAUGGAUUGCAAAUGAGUGUGUGUGUUUUCGGGUGUGUGUGCACACACGCUUUCUAGAAAAUGUUAUUUCCCCAUGUUUUAUAAGGGUAUUCAGCCGGGAGACCAGGCGAGAGAAGUACAAGGCUUUUAUGAACUGAGUCCUUAGUAAUGACCAAGAAUUUCUGCAAAAGCUGCUCUCUGUUAACAACAUCCAAAAAUCAGUGGCAUUCUCCAUCUAAAGCCCCGAUCCGUCAGACACUUACCGACACGUUAAACUUUACACAUAUGAGUAGUUAUGUUAAAGUCAGUGGCACUACUCGCAUGUGUCCAGUUAAACACAUUGAACAAGUGUGUGCAGGACCCAGGGCUAAAGAACCUUCAUUCUGAAGCAGCAUUUGUCCUUAGCAUUUCUGUUUCUAAAUAUGACUUUUGGAAACAAAAAAAAAGGCUAAAAUUUAUUCUUUGUGUUUGAUUCUGAUCUUUUAUUCCUCUCCUGUGGAUCCAUUCUGUGUUACUGGAUUUAUUUACUGGAUCAAGAAGGUUUCAAGCCUUUUUCAAAUAUCUGAUUGCUUGAAUUGCUUCCCUCAGAGUGAUCUAUUGGAACACUAGAAAAACAACCUUUUUAAUGACACAGCACAACUGCCUUGUUGUUCAUCCUUUUCUGUUUUUUUUUUUUUAACAGAUGCAUUUUAUUUAAAAGUUACAAUAUAGAUGUCAGUUUUUACCAAAGAUACCUAUUACUAAUUCUCAGAAAAAAAAUCUUAAUUUAAAGAAAAAAUAAUAAAAUGUAGGAGUCUAAAAUAUUUAGCAGUCAUGCUCUCAAAUUCAUUCUCUUCUGCCAUCAACUCCUGUGUUCUGAAGUUUAUGUUCAAAUGGUGCCAGUGAAUUUUUAUAUGAAGGCAAAAAGGCAUAAUUGUUAGUCCACUGCAUUGCUUUUAUUUCCCCCACUUUCUCUUUGUUGCCAUUCUAACAAUGUAAACUACAUUGGCUCUGCUUAUCUAAGGAGAAGGCACACAAAAUGGAGAGAGGAAGAGAAGGAACUGUAAUGAAGAGAUUUGGCCUCUACUUUAUCUUUGCUGUUAAACUGUUUUUAGUAUUUUUGUUAAAUAUUUGCAAAGGGAAGCAUUUUCUACAGAAGAUAAUUAAUUAAUUUCAAGAAAAAUGUCUUGAGUUUUAAGAAUAAACAUGUCUCCAAAAGAGGAGAUAGUCAAUUUUAUAAAAUGUCACAACUCUCCAACAUUUGGGGUAGUGACUUUUUUGUUUGUUUGUUUUGUGAGAACGUUUGAAACUAGCAAGCAGCCAUUGUUUCUAAAGAACUAAGCAUUCACAUCUACUCAUAGUUCCUUUUCCUUCAUUUUGAAAUAGCAGAAAUCAUUAAAACUGUAAAUAUUUUGUUGCUUGGGUAAGCAUCUUCUGGGAACUUUGUAUCUAUGGUAUAUAAUCAUAGAAUUUUAUAUUUUCAUAUAAAGCUAAUUUUUUUCUAGUUUCAACUCCUUCAUAGUUUUAUUGUGGUGGACAUGUGAAGACAUACUUUCUGUGUAUUGAAGUAGUGAAACACGAUCAUCACAUUCCAAAAAGAAUUCAACACAUGUUUUUUCUUUGGGGGCAGUGAUUGUGAAAGUUGAAUUUUCUUUCAAUUCCAUUGUCAGUGUGUGUGCAAUAGGAAUUAGACUUAGUCAGCCAUUGGAGAAGUUCGUCUCAUUGAUCCAUUCCGGGGCGGGAGGGGGGUGGAAUUGGUGUUUGGUUUUGGGAAGUUAUUUUUUGUUUACUUUAUGUUUUGUUUUUAGUUUUAGGGGGUUUUUUGUUUGUUUUGGGUUUUGGUUUUUUUUGUAACUUGAAAAUCUCCUUUUUGUUAUGUUUAAAACUAUAUCAAAUCAUUCUAUUAUAGUGUUAUUUAAUAUGUAAAUUGUAUUGCUAUACAUAAAAUAAAGUAUGGUUUUUGAUGUA
Dermochelys coriacea (leatherback sea turtle) is the source of this 10127-nucleotide messenger RNA. RefSeq names its product protein tyrosine phosphatase receptor type G (gene PTPRG). The transcript is spliced from 30 exons. The record is from RefSeq and is a predicted model, not a curated record. NCBI's taxonomy places the organism in Eukaryota, Metazoa, Chordata, Testudines, Dermochelyidae. Gene Ontology annotation, biological process: protein dephosphorylation. Gene Ontology annotation, molecular function: protein binding; protein tyrosine phosphatase activity. Bases 507 to 4994 code for a protein of 1495 amino acids.